AGCUCGGAUCCAAACCAGCCCGGAUCCAAACCCUCAGCCCGGGUCCAAAUCCUCAUCCAGCCCGGAUCCAGACCCUAAGCCCGGAUCCAAACCCUCAGCCCGGGUCCAAACCCUCAUCCAGCCCGGAUCCAAACCCCGGGUCCAAACCCUCAUCCAGCCCGGAUCCAAACCCUCAUCCAGCACCAGGACCGGCACCAGCACCAGCACCAUGCCCUGCCGGAAGGAGAACUACAUCUUCCUGGAGCAGUCCGUCUCCGUGGACUCCAAGGAGGUGGACGCGCUGGUGACCCGCAUCGGAGAAGCGCUGCAGCUGCACAACAACACCAGCGGACAGAAGACGGUGUCGGUGUCCCUGUCCUGCCGGCACGCUGUCCCCGGGGUCCCGGGCGGAGGGACCGGGUCCUGCCGGCUCGGACUCUCCGGGCUCCCGGGCGGCGGCUCCUCGGCUCCGGGACAGAAGCUCGGCGGCUGCUGCAUGCGGCUCCGGGGCCACCGGGGGAGCAGCCGGGCGAGUCCGUACAGCAUCCCCGGGUCCAACGGGGACCAGGACUGGGACCAGAUCCGACCGUGGAACCGGAAGCGGCUCGGCCCGGAGGAGGACGACCCGCACCGGCUCCUGCAGGACUUGAUUCUCUCGGGGAACCUGAUCAAAGAGGCCGUGCGGCGGCUGCACUUCUCCCCGGCGGACUGUGCGGACUUCCCGCAGGCGGCGGAGCCGGUGCCGAGCUGAUACCGGGACUCACCGGGACCACGCACCGGGACUCACCGGGACACAGCGAGCCUCCGGCGGCCGGACAGCCGCUCGGACCCGGGGUACACACACUGUGUGACCGAGACUUUACAGAACUGGUAGCUUCGUUUAUUAAUUUCAUUAGUUUGUUACGAUGCGUCGGCUAGCAGUUAGCCUAGCUGGCUGUUAGCAGUUAGCCUAGCUGGCUGUUAGCAGUUAGCCUAGCUGGCUGUUAGCAGUUAGCCUAGCUGGCUGUUAGCAGUUAGCCUAGCUGGCUGUUAGCAGUUAGCCUAGCUUGGCUGCUAGCAGUUAGCCUAGCUGGGCUGCUAGCCCCUCGGCCACUGAGCCGGGAUGUUUAUGUGAAUGUGUCCGAGUGGGUCAGACCUUCAGUGUGUGUGUGUGCGUGAGAGCUAGCAUGCUAACGCUAGCCCGCGUCACUGGGGCUCGUGGGCUUCCUGAACAAUGGGACUUCUCCUCAGCUCGUCACCGGAAGUUGCAGCUUCCUCAUUGUUGUUAUUUACCACUUCAGCCUCGUGUUGUGACGUGGAGCUGUUCCCCGCUCUGCCACCAGGGGGAUGGGGGGGGGGGGGUGUUUACAGUCUGAUGCUGGAAGCUGCUGAGAGGAGGGGACCCCCCCCCCCUUCUCUCAGUUCAGGUUGUUCAGUUUGUCCUUUAACUGCAAGCGUCUCCUCAGUGUCUGAGGGGAGCCUGCACACACACACAUCACACACACACACACCACAAACACUUUAACAAAUCACACACAGGGAGGAGGAGGAUGAGGAGGAGACGUGAAGCCGUGUGUAAUGCUCCUGUGUGUGAAUGGCGGCUGGAGGUCAAAGGUCACAUGACUUUGUGGUGCUCUCACAUUUCUCCAGAGCUCCAGUGAGGAGCUCUGUGUGUUUUGUACUUGUUGUUUCUUCUCUGUGUAAAGAACAAUCUCACGACUGCUUCGUACCGAAGCUCCCGAUCGUUCCUGAGUAUUCAGGCCUUUUUCUGUUGUUGUCUUAAUAAACACUUUUGUUUUUCCAAA
This is a messenger RNA of Limanda limanda (common dab), 1763 nucleotides long. It is a transcript of the gene gbp, whose product is annotated as glycogen synthase kinase binding protein. The record is from RefSeq and is a predicted model, not a curated record. Lineage: Eukaryota; Metazoa; Chordata; Actinopteri; Pleuronectiformes; Pleuronectidae. The coding region runs from base 209 to 730 and encodes 173 amino acids. Gene Ontology annotation, cellular component: cytoplasm. The transcript has a single exon.